This is a messenger RNA of Plasmopara halstedii, 1113 nucleotides long. RefSeq lists its product as uncharacterized. The transcript is spliced from 5 exons. Bases 1 to 1113 code for a protein of 370 amino acids. Lineage: Eukaryota; Oomycota; Peronosporomycetes; Peronosporales; Peronosporaceae. The record is from RefSeq and is a predicted model, not a curated record.
AUGGUAGGGCUCUCGGCAUCGGAGCUUCGGACCGAGACGUUGUUUCCUGGCGAUACAAUUGAGUACUUCUCUAUGGCCUUUGUAGCUGGAGACCCACGUGGCCAUCGUCUGUCGAAAGUUCUACAUGUCGACCAUCUUAACGACGAGUUUCCUAUCCGUGUUGAUACUCAAGAAAUGUUACCAUUGACGAUAAUGCUCAAGAGAAAACGGGAUCGGAACGACGUUGAAAUAUCAUCGGAUGAUGCGAAAUGGAGAAAAUUGCGGACUUUUCGACUCGUUGAUGGAAAAGUGAAAGGCGAAACAUGUGCUGCUCGAUUGAAUGCUGGUUUAAAAAAGAGUCUUGAAGAUGCUAUUGAGUCGACAAGACAGCAUAUUGCAAUGGAGAAAGUGGAUAAUGGCAGCAAGAACAUCAUGAGUAAUUACUUGAAAGUGCAUGCAGCAAAAAAUAUACAGAUGAGCAGUAGUCAAAUCAAAUUGGUAGAAGAAAGAGCGACGGUUGAACAAGAUAAAAGACAUGUACCAUGUGCUUUUGCUAUGGAAGAUCAAGAAAUUCAUUGGGGAAGCAAUGUUCGAAGAAAACAUGAAAUGAAAAAGGGUUUCGAUAUUGGUUACCUACGGAAAAAAAGUCGAGUGGAGAAUGCUAAGCAAAGUGAUAAAGCCAACGAUUACAACAAGCUGAAGUCGUAUAAAAGAAAGCGCAAUGAGUCAAGUUUGAAAAAUGACGUUAAGCAGAGUCAGAAGAUACUGAGUAAAUAUUUUAGUUCAAAUCGAUGUCAUCGAACAAAGAAAAAAUCGAGUUUGGAUCUAAAUAGUUUUGUCAUUCAUGCCCAUGAGACGAAAGAUGUCAAAAAGAUCAAGGAGAUUGAAGUAAAGAAACGCUUGGUUUGGGGAUUGGAUGAGUACUUUGCGCUAGAUGAGAAGAAAAGAGCGCUUGAGGUCAGAAAAAAUGGUAAAAUUCAAGCACCUUCAACGAAGUCGUCGAGUCAUUUUAGUGCUUCUAAACGAAAAGAAUGGGGUGCACAGCAGUUGAGCUUUUGUAAAAGUAACAAACAGGCAUGUGGAUCACUUCAGACGUGGCUUAAACCUGUGGGCAAACGAAAAGACGAAUGCUAG